Molecule: messenger RNA, 189 nt
Organism: Ascoidea rubescens DSM 1968
Lineage: Eukaryota; Fungi; Ascomycota; Saccharomycetes; Ascoideales; Ascoideaceae
Product: Zn(II)2Cys6 transcription factor domain-containing protein
Exons: 1
Biological process (GO): positive regulation of transcription by RNA polymerase II
Cellular component (GO): nucleus
Molecular function (GO): zinc ion binding; sequence-specific DNA binding; DNA-binding transcription factor activity, RNA polymerase II-specific
Source: RefSeq, a predicted model, not a curated record
AAUCCCAAAAAUGGCACUUCAAGAACCUCCCAGGCUUGUGACCGCUGCAGAAUUAAAAAAAUCAAAUGCGAUGGAAAUUUGCCAUCUUGUUCAAAUUGCUCUAAAAUUGGCUUUAACUGCAAAACUUCGGAUAAAUUAACCCGAAGGUCGUUCCCAAAGGGCUACACAGAAAAUUUGGAGAAAAAUUUA